Messenger RNA from Lasiodiplodia theobromae, 1008 nucleotides. RefSeq names its product Rhamnolipids biosynthesis 3-oxoacyl-(acyl-carrier-protein) reductase. The transcript is spliced from 2 exons. Bases 1 to 1008 code for a protein of 335 amino acids. NCBI's taxonomy places the organism in Eukaryota, Fungi, Ascomycota, Dothideomycetes, Botryosphaeriales, Botryosphaeriaceae. The record is from RefSeq and is a predicted model, not a curated record.
AUGGCUCUACCGCCCUACAAAUCCUCGCCCAACCCUCCCGUCCCGGCCUACCUGCCCGACUCCCCCUCCAGCAUCCUGCACCCGCCCACGGAGCUCUACUCGCGCAUCGCCGCCACCGCCAGCCCGUCAACGCCAAACCAGCGCGAGCUCGUCAGCACCCUCACGAUCCCGCCGCGCAGCGGAGCGGCCUGGCAGGUGCCGGCGGGCAGCGUGUUCCGGCUGAGCACGCCGGCGGGGCCGCAGGUGGGCGACCUGAACGUGUGGAGCGCGGCCAACGCGCGCGAGCGCUUCUGGGCCAGCCGCACGCGCCAGCUGCACGCCAGCCACGUGAGCACCGGCGACCGCCUGUGGAGCUGCCUGCCGUACAUGCGCCCGCUGUGCGGCAUCGUCGCCGACUCGCUAGGCAGGGAGGGUUUGGGGAGGUGGGGCACAGCUGUGGGUGAUGGGGAUGGAAAAGAUAAGGGGGUGGAAUUGGGGGAGAAGGGGAGGAGUAGGUGGGGGGGCAGGUGCCAUGAUUUGCUGGGGACGAGGUGCGAUCCUUAUGUCAACCGCAUGCUCACUGGCCGCACCUACAACUACCACUGCCACUCCAACCUCGUCCGUGCCGUGCUCCCCUACGGUCUCAACGAGUCCGACGUCCAUGACGUUCUCAACGUCUUCCAGGUCACCGGCCUUGACGAGAAGGGCCGCUAUUUCAUGGAGGCCUCGCCCUCCCAGCCCGACGACUUCAUCGAGUUCUUCGCCGAGCAGGACCUGUUGUGCGCCCUGAGUACCUGUCCUGGCGGUGAUCUGAGCGAGUGGGGUUGGGUCGGUGUCCGCGACGGCGAGACGGAGGAGGGAGAGGGCGCCCGCAAGAUGAAGGAGACGUGCAGGCCAAUCAAGGUCGAGGUCUUCAAGAUCGCGGAUCAUGUGAGGGAUCAGGUGCUGGAGGAAUGGGUACCGCCAGCUGCCAGCGACUAUGCUGGAUGCCACGGGCUGGGCGUCCCGCUGGGAGAAAAGAGAGAAUAA